Molecule: messenger RNA, 1189 nt
Organism: Glycine soja
Lineage: Eukaryota; Viridiplantae; Streptophyta; Magnoliopsida; Fabales; Fabaceae
Exons: 1
Coding region: 324-1073 (249 amino acids)
Source: RefSeq, a predicted model, not a curated record
AAGCCAUCAACCUUACCUUAAACCUGCCAUUUGUCUACCAUUUCCACCGCAUCAUCCAAUCUUAUCUAUUUUCCUGCUUCUGCUUCCCUUCACUCCCAUAGUUUCUUCUCCCAAAUUCUUCCCACCAUCUUUUGAUCAAUUUUCAAAUUUUACUGCAUCUUCAGUUUAUUCCCAUGCCAUCACUUUAAUCAUCUUCUCUUCUGAGUUCUAGAUUCCCCGUUCUGCUCAGAUAGUUAAACAUAAAGCAAAUUGUCCCAUCAAACUAUUUCUUCUUCACUUCUUCCUUCCAUUCACACAUUUUCUUAGUAUAGUAGUUGCACAAAAUGUCAGGUGGUGUUGGUCCAACUGGCAGUGACAUUAGCCUCCCACAAGAACAAGAAGUUGAUCACAAAGAGCAGCAAGAACAACAUUCACUCAAGAAUCUCCACAAAACCAUCACCACCACGCCUCACAAGCCAACUUUCCUCUCUUUCCGCCAUCUCAAUUGCUUGGCUGUGGUGGUUGUCUUAUCUUCCAGUGGCAUGGUUGCCCCUGAAGACUUUGCUUUUGUGCUCUUCUCCAUAAUCUACAUGUACUUCUUAUCAAAGAUGGCUUUCCCAUCUCUUCACCCAUCAAAGGAGGAACCUUUAGUUUUCAACCCAAAAAACAAGCUCCUUGCCCUCUAUGUGUUUAUAGGGGCCAUCAUUGGACUUUAUGCCCCAAUAGCUUAUAUCUUGGAGGGAAUAUUUGAGGGUGACAAGGAAGGGAUCAAAGCAGCUGCACCCCAUGUUUUUCUCUUGUCUAGCCAAGUCUUCAUGGAAGGGGUGGCAUUCUCUGGCAUGUUCUCAACUCCAAUGAGAGCUUUUGUGCCUGUCUUUUACAACUCAAGGAGGAUUUUCACCAUUGUGGAUUGGCUUAGGAGUGAGAUCAACAAGGUUAAUGAAGAGCACAGUGGGUCUGAUAGGAGGAUCUUUGUUGGGAGAGUACUUGCUGUAGCUAACAUGGCCUUCUGGUGCUUCAAUUUGUUUGGAUUUUUGUUGCCUGUUUAUCUUCCAAAAGUUUUUAGGUUGUAUUACGCUGGUCACAAAGACUGAUCAAGGACAAGGAGUCAUGUAGUUUUCUUUUGAUGUAUAAGGUCUUGAACCAUAAUUUACUGUUGGUUAGUGUAUGAUAUUUUCAUAGUAAAUGUAUUUGGUUGUGUAGAUAUAUA